AUGUCCGUUUGGAAUCCAGAAAACAUCAAAGAUGUUGCAGAGUCAAUCGGCAUACCCACUCUCAGCGAUGAAGCCUCUAGGGCGCUCACUUCAGAUCUCGAGUACCGAUUGUCUCAGGUCCUCGAAGAAGCCCUCAAGUUUAUGCGCCAUGGCAAACGUACGACGCUCACAACCCAAGACAUUUCGCAAGCAUUACGAGCUCUAGAUGUAGAGCCGCUGUACGGAUAUGAGUCUACCAGACCGUUGAGAUUUGGCGAGGCAUCUAUUGGUCCUGGGCAGCCGCUGUACUACGUCGAAGAUGAAGAGAUGGAAUUCGAGAAGCUUAUAAAUGCGCCUCUACCCAAAGUGCCCAGAGAGAUUACCUUCACAGCUCACUGGCUUGCCGUUGAGGGCGUACAGCCUUCUAUACCUCAGAAUCCCACCACUGCAGAGUCUCGGAAUCAAGAGCUUGCACCGAAAGGCGCGAAUGUCAACCCAAAUCUUGCUGCGAUGAGCGGCGGUGACAAUGUGACAGUCAAACCUCUAGUCAAGCACGUGCUUUCUAAGGAGCUACAACAGUACUUUGAAAAGGUCUGUGGUGCACUUUUGGAUGACGGAAAUAAUGACUAUCGUGUCGCGGCGCUCGCAAGCGUCGGUAGCGACCCUGGUCUUCACCAGCUAGUCCCAUAUUUUGUGCAAUUCAUUGCGGAGAAAGUGACGCAUAGUACCAGGGACAUCUCAGUCCUGACUCAAAUGAUGGAGCUUACGCAUUCCAUGCUAAGCAACAAGAGCCUCUUUCUGGAUCCAUAUAUCGCAUCCCUUGUCCCUCCCAUCCUUACUUGCCUAGUGGGACGUAACUUAGGCACACCAAACGACCCUCUCUCCUCUUACUCUCUUCGGCAAACAGCGGCAUCGCUCCUCAGACUUAUCGCCAAACGCUACAGCAAAACAUCGCACAUGCUCAAGCCACGACUCGCACGCACAUGUCUCAAAUACUUCCUUGAUCCCACCAAGCCGCUAGGCUCACAAUACGGUGGUAUGAUUGGUCUACAAGCAGUGGGAGGCGUAGAGGUCACAAGAGCCCUGAUCGUGCCAAAUCUAAGAGAAUACGAAGGGUUGCUAAGAGACGCGAUAGAAGGCAAUGACGACGGUAAGAGAAAAGAAGCCGAGAUGAUAGUCAGUGCUCUAUUAGAUACCUUGCUUUCUCUCGAGGGAGAGAUCGUUGGCACAGCGAAUGGCAUGGCGAAUGGCCAUGCGAUGGAGAUGAAGGUUGGAUUGGAAGAUAAAAUCGGGCCGCUCUUCGCAGAGAAGGUCAUGACUUUGGGGCGGCCAAAGGUCGUCAAAGCGAUCAUGCAGUGCGAGUAA
Bacidia gigantensis is the source of this 1344-nucleotide messenger RNA. RefSeq lists its product as uncharacterized. Gene Ontology annotation, biological process: RNA polymerase II preinitiation complex assembly; transcription initiation at RNA polymerase II promoter. Gene Ontology annotation, molecular function: RNA polymerase II general transcription initiation factor activity; transcription coactivator activity; protein heterodimerization activity. Lineage: Eukaryota; Fungi; Ascomycota; Lecanoromycetes; Lecanorales; Ramalinaceae. The coding region runs from base 1 to 1344 and encodes 447 amino acids. The record is from RefSeq and is a predicted model, not a curated record. Gene Ontology annotation, cellular component: transcription factor TFIID complex; SAGA complex; SLIK (SAGA-like) complex. The transcript is spliced from 2 exons.